AUGGGUGCAGCUUCCAUGAUUUGGAAUCCUGACCUAAUCCACUACCUAUGCAUUGCAAAAUCAACAACAAUUCUCGCACAUCACAUCAACAAUUCCAAAGAUUCAUCCACCAUAGAAACAUUAGCAUCUAAAUGCUUAGAACAUUCCCCUCCAAAUCAUUCCUUUUUCUCUCACACCGUCAAUAAUCGCACCUACUCCUUCAUAAUCCAACCCCCCUUCGUUCUCUUCGCAAUCUUCGAUGACAACCUUCUCAAAUCACACGCUCUCGCUUUUCUCAACCGUAUCAGAUCCUCCCUCCUCGAAACCCUUGAUAAAAAUGACACCUUUACCCCUUUCUCCCUUCAGGCCCAAUUCGAUUCUGUUAUAAACGAAACCCUAAAUUUCUAUGACCUAUCUUCUAAUCCCGGUAGCUCGGUGAUUUCGCCGACGAAUUCGCGAACCCUCCUCGUGAAACCCGAUGAAGGAUUGAAGAAAAAGAAGAGAAUUGUUGAUGAUGGUAAAGAAGCUGCAUUGGUGGAUUUAUCUUCGGAUGAUACCAGUUCCUUGCAGCUUUCGAAGAUCAAUGAUCGUCAGAAAGCGAAGCAUAUAUGGAAGAAACACGUGUGGGUUGUUUUGAUGCUUGAUUUGUUUGUCUGUGCUGUUUUGUUUGUGAUUUGGUUAUGGGUUUGCAGCGGUUUCAAAUGCAUGGCUUAUUAA
Messenger RNA from Lathyrus sativus (Indian pea), 696 nucleotides. NCBI's taxonomy places the organism in Eukaryota, Viridiplantae, Streptophyta, Magnoliopsida, Fabales, Fabaceae. The record is from the annotation of a GenBank genome assembly.